GUAUAUGUAUAUGUAAAAUGGAAAUAUUAAAACAACGGCAGAAAAAAAAAGAAGAGAAGAAACUUUCUAUAGAACAACAGAUACCAGAUGUUCCAACGUUGGAAGAGUUUGAAUGUCUUCUCGAAGAAUCUCCCACAAAUUAUCCAAAGGGAGAAGGUAUUGAAAAUAUGGAAAGUGAAUUACAUUCUGCUGCAAUUGAUACUGAACUCUAUGAACAACAAACUAUUCAAACAAUCACAGAGGAAACAGAAGCAUUGCAAGCUUCAAAUAUCAAAGAUGAAAUUGAUGGCAAAAUUGGGAGUGAUUUGACAUCAUCAUGUAAUAAUUUAGAGGGAAACAUGGAGAAAAUAACAACAUCAAUUUCUACAAUGGAGUUAGUUGAUAAUCCAUCUGAUGCUCUUAAUAACCAAACUACAACACCAAAUUCAAUUCAAGUUACUUCAAAUAUAUCAAACUCAAAAAAUUCUACUAAUGAUAAGCAAACAAAGAAUCAGUCAGAUUCUAUUAUAAAUCAAAUAGAUGAUAUGCAUACAUCUUUUAAAGAAAUUGUACCUUUUACAGAGAGCCAAUUAGCAUCAUUAUAUGUUAAUCAGGAAUUAACAUUGGUUGAUAUAUUUAUUUCAGAAUUUACAGAAAUACAACUUAGAAGUAGUGCAAUUAGACAACAACACAGAUUGCACGAACUUUUAAUGAAUUAUCUUCGUGUAAGAAAUAAUUUAAUUAUCAAUUCUCAUGAGUUGGAAAUUUUAAAAAAGUCCUGUAGAGAAAUGCAAAAACAAUUAUGGUGUUUAGAUAAAGCCUGUAUUAGAGAAGCAGGAGAAUGUCAAGAUGGAAAUCCUGUUGUUGCUACACAUGAAUAUUGUACUGCACGGUUUAAUCACCAAGCAUUGGGUGCAUUAGCUCGAAAUUUAUCAACAAUAAAAGAUUUAUUACACAACACUCAAGCUCUAUAUUGUUAUGAAGCAGAAAUGUUAAAGUUACAAAUUGAGUAUUACAUUCAAAGGGUUUGCAUAUCUUGCAAAGAAUUUAUCAAUCUUCCUCAUAAUGCAUCUGUGAAUUUACUACCACUGCAUGUUCCUUCACAAACAAUUCCACAAUUAAUGGAAAUUAGGAUGUGCAUUACUAUAUUGUUUAAUUUUCAAAGAAAAUUAUUAAAAGACGGAAAAUUUGUAACAGACACUAGAGAAUGGCUUACAAGAUUAGUAGCAAUUCUAUUGAGAGUAGCAACUUGGCAAGAUCAUUUAUUUUUAUUGAAUCAUAUCUUGAGAUGUCCUGGUGGAGUAAUGAAUUGGGCUCGUAGUUAUGUUCAAACUCCUAUACCACAGGAACUUGGUAAAUUAGGCGUAUCUCCAAUAAAUGAUCCAUAUUUAGAUCAUAUAAUAGCUACAUUGGCAGUUAUUCUAUUACCUGUUAAAGACAGAGAUAAAUUUCUUGAACAGGUACAACAAUCAUUACAAGAUACAUCAUAUAGUCCAGGUGAUACAGUUUGGGUAAUAUUGGAUGAAGAAGGAGAAGAAGAUGAAGAUAUUGCUAAUAUUGGCGCAAACCUAUUUGAAAGUGACCUUAUUUCUUUACUAAACCAAAUUCCUUUUAGUAAAGUAUUUGAACAAGUGUUGUGUAUUCAAUAUCAGAAUGAUGAUUAUCAUCAAAACAAAGCUUACAUUACACAUCAUCAUUUGUUUCGAAUGUUUGCGUUUUUUGCAACUGUUAUUAGACUUUUAAAACAAGGUUUGAAAACAUAUGAUUCUCCAAGAUAUAGGCAACUGACCAAACGAUUAAGUGCAUUAAUUAGAGAUAUUGUACAAUAUGCUAAUGACCAAUGGGAGGACUUUGAUAAAGAUCAGAUUACUGAUGCAUCAGUGUUGAUGAAACUUCAACUUGAAUUUGAUUGUUUUUUUUUAAGAGCAAUUUUAUGCAUAUUUUCUUCACGUCGUUUAGGAGCAUGGCAAUACUUAGCUUCGAUGCCAUAUCAUUUAAUAUCAUCCAAUAACUUGUGGCAAAUAUAUUACAUUUUACACACUGAUUGUACACAAGUAGACAUGCACAUUUCUAAUAGAUAUAUUCAUGAUUGGAUAAAUGAAUUAAAUUCUUCACAAGUUCGUGCAAAAUUUGAAGAGAAAUUAAGUAAUAUGCCAGGAGACGAGUCAUAUUUUCUUUUAACCACUUUUGCUAAUAUGGCUUUGGCAAGAGCUGACAAAGAUUAUGAUUUUGUAAAAACAACAACAAUAGAUCUAUUUCAAAUAGGAUUUCUCAGUGAAAAAACACAAGAUUCUUGUUCAAAAGAUGCUCGAUCUCUAUUAUCAAAUAUAACAAAUAAAUAUCCUUCGUUGUUAUCAGAUAUUUUGCUAAAGUUACGAGAUAAUUUUGUAUCAGCUGGAAAGUUAAGUUUAUAUCUAUUCACUGACUUAAAAUUACAUAAGUGGGUACCACAUGAAAAAGAUAUAGUUAUUCUUUCUACAUGGUUGGAUCAGUAUCCAUUAACAUCAACCGAGAAUCAUUUAGCCCGUUUAAUUGUUACUAACUUAAAUUGGGGAUUUAAUGAGAAUGGUAAUUUAUAUCUUCCUAUUGAUUUACAUAGACGCAUAGCAUUAUUAACUGUCGAGCUCACUAUGAAAUAUGUACCUGAUUCUUCUGUCCAAAAUACCUCCUUAUUGGUAGAAGGUGUUAAACAGGUUUCAACAAUGAUAAGACCUCAAACUGCUGAACAUAUUUUUUCAUUAUGGGCAUGGGAUAUGAUUUCUAAAUUUAGAUUGCAUCAACUUGAUCAAAAUGAGGCACAUUGCCAUUAUGUACUUUCAAACCCCACUGCGGCAUUUGCUCAUGUACCAGACAUGGAUUCUGAUUCAUGUUUAGAAAUUUUGGUAACUGGUACAAGAGAAAAGCAACCUAUUGCUUGUUAUGUGGCAACGAUCAUGACGUUAUGGGGUCAUUCUAUACCGUUAAUAUGUUCAAAAGGUUUCGCCCAAUUGGAAAUAUUACAAUAUCAUUAUAAAUAUGAACAAGUGCUUAUAUGUUUGCAUCAUAUAAUACCAUUAUUUUUGGAAUGUGUUGAUUCAUUACUUAAGAAUGAUAAAUUUAUUAGUCUCGUUAUUUCUUUAAUUGCGGCUGAUAGAACCUAUAUGAAAGUGGCUAAAAGUCUUAUAACACCUGAUUUCCCAGGAACAAUAUUAAAACAAUUUUCAAAUAUGAUACAUUCUCAUUUAUAUAAUUAUAAAAAAUAUGGAUUACAGACACCAAAAGAUUUUGUAUAUCUAUGGUUAAGUACACUUGUACUUGUACCAGAUUGGAAUAAAGACCAAAGUGUAAUGUAUCUAAUGGAUACAGUCAUCAGUGCUGCAUUUUUUCAUGCAGAUGCAAAACUAACAGUGGAGCACAUGUUUCAGAAUCUUUUCUCUCUUACCAUAGAGGAAAAUAAUGAGACUAUGUCUAAUCGCAAUGUGAUGACAUCAUUUGGAUCAUUUUUAAAUUGGGCAACUGGUUCCUCAAAUUCAGUUAGUCUUUUAGGAAAAUCUACUCAAUCUGUUUGGGUUGCUUAUCAAAUAUUAUUAACUGAACAAUAUAACAGAGAAAUUAAAACUAAAUUAUGGCAUGAAAUUUUAAAGGAAUUGUCAAUACAACCUAAAAUAUCAUUAGAUACUGCUAUUAAGCGAGCUUGUGCGACUGUAAAAAUGCAACCAUUUGGAGCAAAUGGAUUAUUUAUAUAUCGUUGGUCACAGCAAGCACUAGAUACACCUAUAGGACAUCCUAUUCUUCCUCUUUUAUGGCAAAACUUCUUUGCUUUAUUUCUUGCAAGAGUUCCUUCUAUGUCAGGAAUUGUGGAUCAUGGCGGAAUUGGUGAAAAAUUUUUUGAAGGCAUGAUUAAUUUAAGUUAUUUAAAAAAAUUAAAAAAACGAUUACAUGAUACUACUACAUAUUUUCAAUUAAAAGGAGAAAAAGAUUUAGAUAAUGGAAAGCCAAUCACUGAUGACAGACGAGCAUUUUAUUUUAAUGCAGCAAAAUUUUAUAAGACUUUAAGUUUGUGGCUUGAAGAACCCAGAUUACAGGAACCAGGUCUUUAUUUACCAGCAUUACCGCCACAAUACAUGUCACAAAAAUUAGUAUUACUCGUUCAGGAUAAUUGGACACCAUGGUUAGAAUAUAUUGAUUAUUGGGCAGUUCAACAAAAUCAAAUAAUAGCAGUUCAAGAAUGGGAACGUACAUGUUGUAGAAGCCAAGAAAAUUAUUAUCAAAAAGGAAAAAACGUAUCAAUCUCCUUUCCUGAAAUUAUUGGACCAUUGCAAAGAAUAUUUAAAAGAUUAACUACAUAUGAAUAUCCUGUAUCACCUCCACCCUUAAAUCGAAAUCAAGCAGUUUUUAAUUCUGUAUCAAAAGAGAAUAUAUACAAUUCUAAAUCAGUAAUUGAUCUCGUUAAACCAUAUCUUAAAAUAAUAUUAGACUAUGCUCAGACAUAUAAUUUAAUGGUUUCUGAGCACAUUGCAGUAGAUUCUAGUUUUCUGGAACUAGUGCCUACCCUUUAUAGAGAAAAUGAGAAUCAAGUAACGUUGCAUGCAUUAUGUGAUCCAGCACCUCUAAAUCAGAAAUACUCUAGAUCAGGAACACCACCCACUGUGCAUUGUGCUGGUCCAGCAGUAAUUAUAGUUAAGGUACCUGAAGCUCGCAUUAGCGAUGCUGUUGAUCAUAUGAUAACACAAAACAGAGCUGAAUAUGAAAAUUUGUUGAUAAAAGCUAGUCAGCCACCAUCUAGUAAAGUUACUCAAGGAUGUGUAUUUAUAGAUCAUUUAAUUGCAAUGCUGGAAUACGAAAUAGCUAUAAAUCGAACAAAUGAAAACGCUACAGCAUUGUAUAAAAUUCAAGAAAGUGGAGUAAAAUUAUUUUAUUAUCUUGUAGACUGUUACACAGAAGAAGCAUCAUUUUGUCCACCAACAAAACAGCUUCUUACUACUUGUUUAGAAAAAUUAGGACAGUCAUUUAUUAAUGGGGAGGAAACUCAAGGUCCACAAUUAUUAAGUACCAUUAUGCAGAAACAAAAUCUUGGUGGUUUACUUGGACCUUAUUUUACACCUGUUGCUGGUAGUGCUUCAACAUUCCUACAAAUGUAUGAAACUGUUGUCGAAUUUUCUACGAGUACAAAAGUCGAUCUUUGUUUUGUAUUAUUAUCAAAAUUUGAUGUAAAAGUCUGGUUAAAUUAUAAACGUCCAAGAUUAAGCGAACGAUCAACGUUCAUUGAUUUGGUAUCUAGAGCUCUUUGUAAUAUGGGUAUUAAUCCAGAUGAAACAAAGCUGGUGCUACAUGAGCUAUUUAGGAAUCAUCUACGAUUUGUAUUACUACAUGAAUUUCCGGAACAUUAUGGAGAAGUUUUAGGUGUUGUAUUAAAAAGUAGUGAAAGUCAAAAUUUAUCGCUAGAUGUUUGGCGAGAUUUAUUAGGGACACUCAGUGGCAAAUCAAAAAAUGCAUUUACAAGUCAUUCUAAAAUUAGAGACGAGAUUCGUCAUUACGCUACUGAACAAAAGCUUCUUUCUCGACAAGAGAUAUACGACACAGCUGUAUUAUUAAGUAGACAUUUCAUGCAAGAACGUUUACAAUAUGGUCUUUAUGGACUGUAUCCAAAAUAUAGAAUUUACAAUGAACCUUUAAGUAUAUUUCUUGGCAUGGUGGGUCAUGCUCUUGUUGCACUUACUCUCCAAUCUGAUAGAGGAUCAUUAGGAGACCAAUUGUGUGAGAAAAUAUGGCCUAUUUUAAGUGAAAUGUAUGCACCUUGGAUUGCACCAUAUUGGACACGAAAUUUAAAAGAACCAACUGCUGCAUGGAUUCAACAACUUACAGAUGAUCGAUCUGUUUUAUUACCAUGGAUUAUUACAGACGGUCCAUAUGCUAAUAAACUUGUAGCAAUGUUCAUUGAAUGUGUUCGUUUUAUUAUCGAUACAUUGCCAGCAUCUAGCAAGAUACUUUGUUUUGUCUGGCAAUUUUAUGUUACCAAUUUUGCACAUGCUUCAGUUAAAGAUCAUAUUCUAAACGUUAUUCAUGGCAACUUUUUUUCAUUACCAUGGGAUCGUUUUUAUCCAUCUGUAAAUGAUGUGGAAUUAAUGGUAAAAGUAAUUGAUCAAUAUUUGCCAGAUAGUCACUUAUUCCUUGGAAGUGUAUUUACGUGUGUACAUUGGCCGUUGUGGAUAAAUGACUUAUUAGCAUCACAGCCAUUAGCUCUUGUAACAAGGAUACAUGUUUGUUUAUUGAAUUUAUUGGUAAAAUUAUCCAAUGAACCAAAUGUUAGACAGACCGAUAAAGUAACUCAGUUAAUUAUGGAUGCUGAAAAAUUUUCUUGGCAUUUAUUAGAUGCAUCUGCCUAUGAUCACGUAAUUAAUUGGCAUGUCAUGAGCUGUGACUCAAGAGUAGUUCUCUAUUCUCAUAAUGAGCAAUGCCAUUCUAUAGAUGUUGCUGUACAUAAUUUGUUAAAGGUAGCAGCAGGCUAUGAUUCUGUUGUAAGUCAUUUUCAUCCAACUACAUUAAAAAAGAGACAACUGUAUAUACGCUGUACAAUAAAAUUAUUGAUUACUUGUACAACUCGAUAUAAACCUUUAUUAACUACAAAUCCAAAAGUAUUUAAUAAUACAUUGUCAAAAAUGUUAGAUGAUAUGGAAGCUAUUAUUUUAAACACUGUUCCAGAAUCUCAACAAAUUGCAGAAGCAAGUUUAUUAAUUACUGAAUUACUCUAUGCUGUGAAUCAACAUGGAGUUCUUAUGGAACAUCUUCGCAUUAGUUGGACAUCGUGGCUUUUGAAAAGAACAGCUAGUAAUCCAAUUCUUCUAAGUAUAAUUAAAGUCAUUGGAACAAUUACUUCACCAUGUGUACUUGGAGAAUUAAUGGAGGCUGCAUUAGAAGCAUAUUUUAAAUUUAAUUCAGCAUCUGAAGAGGUUUCACCAACUUGGGCUUCAGUCUUAACAAUUUUGCAAUCAGUAAUACCUCGACAACCACCAUUGGAAUCAUUUUUAAUUUCUGAAGGAAAACUUCUUGCUUUAUAUUUUAUUUUACUAAAGAGACUUCCAUUAUGUCAAGAUAUUAGGGAAGAAGGAGUACUUCUUAUAAAUUUAGUUGACUGGAUCUCUGCUAUUAGACCAACGAAUAUAAAUGAAGAAAAAUUACCUCUUCUUUGGGCUAAAAUUUGUGAAUUAGCAUAUAGACAAUGUCAGUAUAAUGAAAACACUAGGACUGCUGCUAGAGCUCUUAAAGGUUUAGCUCGUUCGUUAUUAACAAUUGCUGAUGAUGGGGGACAGGGAUGGGGUAUACUAGGAGCUAUUGGCCUUAAGAAAAAUUCCAAUCUUUCAAUAAGAUGCAAAUUUUUAAGCCGUGUGAUAGGAGUUUAUUGUUUAGCUCAAUUACCUGAAUCAAAAUCGGAACAACAGAUAGUAAGAUUUACACCUCAUUCACCUGGCGUAGCAUUAUCAAAAACAAAUGAACCAGAUACAAUGGAAAUUCGACCUAGUGCAGAAGCUAUUAAAGCUAUGCAGGCUUUAGAAGGACUUUUAUUAAAUAAACAAUAUGCAACGCUUAAAGGAGAUAUAGAACGAUCUAUUAAAUUAAUUAGGGAUCCUGCUAAUUCUUUGCAUAAUGCAACAGCCAUUCUAGGUGUAUUGACAACAGAGCUUUACAAUCAAAGAUAUUUGCAUGUUUUGAUAGAUUAAUUUUUUUUUUUUAUCAGACUAAAAUGGAAAUGAUUGAUAUAAUUUUAUAUCUGUUAAUUUGUAUUUUUAUUGUACAAAAAUUGAAAACAGCACUUUUUUUACGUAAGUAUUGUAAGACAGUUUAAAAAGAUUUGUAAAUUUAAAUAUGUAAAUCUAGUCAUAAAGGUUUGAUUAUAUCUCUUGACAAUUAUUUGGAUGAUUAUAUAUUAAUGAUACUUUAAAAAUAAAUAAAUAUAUAUAUA
Messenger RNA from Frieseomelitta varia, 7918 nucleotides. It is a transcript of the gene Epg5, whose product is annotated as ectopic P granules protein 5 homolog. The record is from RefSeq and is a predicted model, not a curated record. The coding region runs from base 18 to 7676 and encodes 2552 amino acids. Gene Ontology annotation, biological process: autophagosome maturation. Gene Ontology annotation, cellular component: cytoplasm. The transcript is spliced from 30 exons. Lineage: Eukaryota; Metazoa; Arthropoda; Insecta; Hymenoptera; Apidae.